This is a messenger RNA of Contarinia nasturtii (swede midge), 4767 nucleotides long. RefSeq lists its product as uncharacterized. The transcript is spliced from 7 exons. Gene Ontology annotation, biological process: G protein-coupled receptor signaling pathway. Gene Ontology annotation, cellular component: plasma membrane. The record is from RefSeq and is a predicted model, not a curated record. Gene Ontology annotation, molecular function: G protein-coupled receptor activity. NCBI's taxonomy places the organism in Eukaryota, Metazoa, Arthropoda, Insecta, Diptera, Cecidomyiidae. Bases 1335 to 4406 code for a protein of 1023 amino acids.
UUCGACAACGCUGAACAUACAACGGCUGCUGCUCGAACGAAUUUUCGAACCGAAAUAAAAUUCUUGUGUGAUAUUCGAUCUUUUCAAAUCAGAAUUAGAAAAAGACCGUUACCAAAGUUGUUUAACCAUAUUCGGUGUAAAUAAUGCCCGUUGCUUUGCCGUCUCUUGUGAACGCUUAACCGGGCGUAGUGUGCAGUGAAUUGUACAUGAAUAACGAUUGUGUACAGGAGACAACGACAUCGUGUGCCAGUGUUUUGAUCCCGUUCGCCAUACGGUGUAGGGUGGUGCAAAGCACUCUUUUGUGUGCUUGCUGCAAAUAAAUUCAGUUUUUUUCUCUAUGUAAAAAUCGACGAAGUGCAUGAAUGCAAACAACCAACCACAGAGUCAUCGCUCCAAAAUGAACAAGGCAUCGCCACAUUGGAAUGACGUCAACAUUAUAGUAACAAUAGUUUUUUGAACAAUCUAAUGAAUACACAAAAAUUAAAAACAACGACACUCACAUUGAAGUAAAACAACGUUGAACUACUGUCUUUUGUGUAAACUAGAUGUGUGGCCAAGUGGCAACAAAAUCAGUUGUACUAAGGCGAAAUGAACAGUUUAAAAUUGUGUGAACAUUUUUAAAACACAUGUUAACAGAAAUAAAUGUUCAACUGACUAUUUUUCAUCAAUGACAAAAGAAACUGUGACUAUCGUAUGAAAAAAAUCGAAAGUUUGAUAUUGAGUGUAGAAUUGAAACUGGGAUAAUAAAAAUAUAUCGAUUCACAUCCAACAUAUGAACGUUAUAUAUAGUUCAAUUAUGUUCGAUUCGUAUAGAGAAAAAAAUCCAGUGUUUUUUUGUGUGUAAUUUUGCGUAAAUGACACAGUCCAUUUGCGUUUUGUUUCCAUGCCAGAAAAGUCGUUGCCAUAAUUAUUUUAUUUCAUUAGCUUAUCUAUAAAGAAUUUCUUCGGAUUAGUUUUUCGGUUCCGUUUUGCUGUGGUUUAUAGCAUAUCGAAAAGCAACCACAAAACCACAAUAGGCAAAAGAACGCACAAAAACAACAAGCAUACCGAGUUAUAAUUACAUAAAAAUUUAUUUAUCAUAACCACUGAAUGUGUAACACGUAAUCAACGCGGUUGAGACAAAGUUGGAGAGUGUGUGCGUGCGGGUGAACGGGCGAAAAAGCGGCGAAAAUAGUGCUCUGCUACGAAAAACAAAAGAAUAUCAAGAAAAGAAAGAGAAAUUGUUUGUUUAUGUCGAUAGAAAAUCCAGUGCUGAAAGCUCCACUUGAUCAUAAUAGCGUGCACUGCAAUUCGUUUGCAUAAAAUAAGGAUGAGUUGUUCGGUUUGAAGCGCGUAUGCAUGGACCGUACGCAAUCGAACCGAAAACGAAAGAGGAAAAAAGCGAGACGACGACGAACAACGGAACAAUUAUUGAGGUGUUGAAGCGAACAUCCGCACGUUAUUAUUAUCGAAUUGUUAUAGUUGCCGUCAUCAUCAUAACUCAAUUAAAUGAAAAUGUGUCCGAUGUAAUUCAGCACCCCCACUCUGGCGACGAUUUGGGGGUGUCUGUCGAUAAUGUGUCUUUAGCAUCAAUUAUUGUUAACCAGGCGCUGAGUUCAUUAUCAACGACAGCAGCGACCGCCACCACCACCGAAAAUGCUACUGAACGUGAUGUACCGCAAAUCCCAGCAUACAUUCGGACAACAUCAAUGGUUUUUUGCAUCACAAUCAUGUUGCUGGGUGUGAUUGGAAAUCUAAUGGUGCCAAUCGUAAUAAUGAAAACAAAAGACAUGCGAAAUUCCACAAACAUUUUCCUAAUAAAUUUAAGCAUUGCUGAUUUGUUCGUGCUGGUUGUGUGCACACCGACCGUUUUAGUUGAAGUAAACACCAAACCGGAUACCUGGAUCCUCGGCCAUGGAAUGUGCAAAGCGGUACCAUUUGUUGAAUUGACUGUGGCGCAUGCAAGUGUUCUAACUAUUUUGGCAAUAUCAUUUGAACGAUAUUAUGCGAUCUGUGAGCCGUUAAAAGCUGGCUACGUUUGCACAAAAACCCGAGCGCUGAUGAUAUGUCUAGCUGCAUGGGCGGUUGCUGCAAUUUUUACAAGUCCCGUCAUCCUGAUGGCAGAGUAUCGGUCGGCCGAAGAAUAUCUAGAUGGAUCUCAUGUGCCCGUUUGUUUGACACAAGCAUCGAAUGCAUGGAGUAUCACAUUUUUUGUGAUGACCAUAUCCGCAUUUUUUCUACUGCCAUUAUUUAUCUUAAUUGUAUUGUAUACGAUAAUUGCAAAAAAUCUCAUUGCCAAAGAUGGUCGAAUGGUGAAAAUUCGCCCAAGUAAACCGGAGCUGAGUUUCAAGGCACGCAAACAAGUUGUAUUGAUGCUUGGAGCUGUUGUAUUUUCAUUUUUCGUUUGUUUGGCACCAUUUCGUAUAUUCACAUUGUGGAUUAUCAUUGCACCGGACGAACAAGUCAAACGAAAAGGAUUAGAAUUUUUUUAUAAUUUUCUAUACUUUAGCCGAAUAAUGCUGUACCUGAAUUCAGCCAUCAAUCCAAUUCUCUAUAAUUUAAUGUCAUCGAAAUUUCGAAAGGGUUUUCGUAAACUAUGGUGCAGUUGUUACAUCUUGGGCCACCAGUGCAAACGCACGAAAAACGGACAAAUCACAGCAAUCAAUGCAAUUGCAACGGCAACAACAACAACAACAAGCGUUACAUCGCACAGUGCAUUGUGCAAAAAGCUCAGCAGCAGUCGAACAUUUUCGCUGGACGAUGUUAAAAAUACAACCACAUACACGGGUUCAAUUGAAAGCGAAACGCACACAUGCAGCGUAAACACAUCAAACGAUUGUAAUGGAAAAACAGUGGGAAAGAAUCGGAGUCUGAUGCAUCAGGCAUCAUCGCAAAGCACAAAUACAUCAUUGGACGAUGACCGCAGGGAUUAUUGUUUGGCAUGCCGAUGUAAAAUGGCAAAACAACGAAAAGCCAGAGUUUCGUUUAGUUUGAGUUCCGAUUCAAAUGAUUCAUGCGAUCGACCACGGUCGAAUACAAUCAACGGAGGAGCAAUGCGAAAGAAAAAAUUAAAAUUUCAAUAUGGUUUCGAUGAAGAUCGAUUCGCAUCAAUAAAUGCUGUUGCGGCCGCAGCUGUUACCGCUGUCGAUCUUAAUUCAAUUUCAAUUCGCGAAAAUUCAGCCAUUAAAAAGAUCGAAAUCGAACAUCUGCCACCCGAUGAGGACGAUCAAAUUGAACAACAAAUGAUACCAUUCCUCGCUUGGAAGGGCGUACCCCCCAUGCUAUGGAUUGCCAAAUACACGUUCAUCGAAUAUUAUGAUGGAUCAAUCGUUAGCGUCUGUCUAACGUUGGUCGAUUCAUUUUGGCCGGCAUUUUAUUUCGUCGGUAGCAUUACAAUAUUCUUUAUUCUACCGUUUUUAGUAUUGCUUGUACUGUAUACGGUGAUUGCACGACAUUUAAUGAAUAAUCCCGGUAUCACAUCGCACGGUAAUCGAAGCAAUGUAUUGAAAUAUCGUAAACAGGUUAUAUUCAUGUUGGGCGCUGUGGUCAUUAGUUUCUUCAUAUGUUUGCUACCAUUUCGGGCAUUAACCUUAUGGAUAAUCAUUGUACCGCCGGAAGCGAUGCUACAAUUAGGCGUUGAGGGUUACUAUUCAUUAUUGUAUUUUUGUCGCAUUCUAUUGUACAUCAAUUCAGCGUUAAAUCCAAUUUUAUAUAAUUUAAUGUCAUCGAAAUUUCGUGACGGAUUUCUUAAAUUACUUGGAUGCAAAUCGGUUGUACGGCAUAAAUUAUUUAUGGGUGGCACACGAAAGGGAACGUUCCACACAACAUCGACCAAUUUAAGUAGUUCGAAUAGCGGUGAUAAACGGAAAAGUGGACGCAUCAAAGAUGAUUCGGAAACAAUAACAGCAUCGAUUGUUUUGAAAAAUGGGCUGGAAGAUAUUUUGGUGAUUGGCAGUGAUAGCGAACGUUCGAGUUCGAUUAGCUUAGAAGCAAAGAGGAAUGGUUUUGCAAAGCGAAAACGCAGCACAUUUGAAGAUAUCGAUGAAAUUGAAGAGAUUGGCUCGAUUAAAUUGACCGAAGAUGAUUUAGAUGGGGUCGCGACCACUUCGAAUAUUAGGAAGAAAAGUUGUAGCGGUGCUGGUGGUGGUGGCAAAGAAGUAUAUUUCGGACAUCAAAAUGGACGCAACGGUUGCAAUGCAAAUCAACGACGUCGCAGCAGUUCCAGCAUUAAUGCAAACUGUAAAACACAAUUACUUUCAGCCAUGUCAACGAAACGAUCCGAAUCCAUUGACUCAACGACCGAUGACGUCGAUGGUUAUCCAGAAAAACAUUCAUCCAUUUAUGAAUCACGUUUAAAUUACACUAGAAACGAUGAUCGGGAAUCAAAAUUAUUUAUUCAGCAAAUUGGCACGGAAAGUUUUGUAUAACAACUAAAUGGAACUGAUUUUUACAUACUUAAUCACAUCGGCACAAAAGAAAACUUUUUAUUUAUUUAUUUUUAUUGUAAAAUAUUAUUUAAAGUGUUAGUCUUUGUUUUCUUUUUUUUUGCACUUCCAAUCUAUCCUUCUUGCGGCUUAUCAUCAAUAUGCGAACCUUUUUUCCAUCACUUAAAAUAUAUAUAAUAAAUACAAGGGAGAGAGAGAAAGAGAAAAAAAACUCAUCAUCCUGUCUAUAUAUGAUUGAAUUAUCUACCUCACACAAUAGUUUCGAGAAAAUUAUAUUUAUACAGUGAUCCAAAUAUUUUACCAAAUGGACAGUUCUAGAAUAAAAAUGCAUCCAAACAAAGAA